AUGGAAAAAAACAAAAAGAAUCUAUUAGAGGAAGAACAAUCAGGCAUUAUUGCAGAAACACUGAUGAAUAUUUCUGAAAAGGGAGAGAAACUAAUCCACAGUACAAAUGUGUAUAAUUCAUGCAAUGGAGAUUAUCGUCGAGGUCAAAGAAUAAAUCGAGAGUAUAUCGCAGCGUCCAAAGAUCAUGAGCUAAUAAAAACAAAAAGAGGUGUGAAAGUUGUAAUUGAUAAAAAUGCUAAUGAUUUGGACCAAGUAUUUAUAAGUGAAGGUAGAGUAAUACCACCUGAUGAGAUAUUGGAUUCAAUGAAACCUGAUAGUUUGAAAAUUCCCAUGAAAUUAAGAGGAGAUUUUAAAGGAGAUUCUUCAAUGUUGCCAGAUUCUGAUUUGCUUAAAGCCAUCCAUUACUUUGUAAGUAAGAAAUAUGAUAAAGUUUUAGACAGGAAAGGACAAAGACGAAUGAUCCAGUCUUUGGAUGAAACGGCAUUGAUGGCAAUGGGAUUACUACUUGAAUCAUGGUGUGAUGAGAUGAUCACUGAUGAAGUAGCGAAAAUGUUCACCAAAAAGUACCCAAAAGAGGAUCCACCAUUAAUUCAAUUCGAUGAUGAUCUAGUUGAAGAGGAGAUAGUAGGCGAGGAAGAGAUAGUGGUUUCUAACGGUGAUGACAGCGAAAAUAAUGAUGACAACGACGAGUAA
Molecule: messenger RNA, 693 nt
Organism: Candida tropicalis MYA-3404
Lineage: Eukaryota; Fungi; Ascomycota; Pichiomycetes; Serinales; Debaryomycetaceae
Exons: 1
Coding region: 1-693 (230 amino acids)
Biological process (GO): nucleolar large rRNA transcription by RNA polymerase I
Cellular component (GO): RNA polymerase I upstream activating factor complex
Molecular function (GO): RNA polymerase I cis-regulatory region sequence-specific DNA binding
Source: RefSeq, a predicted model, not a curated record